AUGUCUUCCAGAAUCGCCCUCGCCUCGCUCUUGCUGUCUGUUGCUUCCGGUCAGGGAAUCGGUACUUUGACUCCUGAAGUCCACCCUCCUCUCACAUGGCAAACUUGCACAGCCUACGGCUCUUGCACAACCAUUGCUGGCAAGGUCGUCCUCGAUUCUAACUGGCGUUGGUUGCACUCAUCCACUGGUACCAACUGCUAUACUGGUAACACCUGGAACCCAACUUUCUGCCCCGACAACACGGCUUGCGCUAAAAACUGCCAACUUGAUGGUGCUGACUACUCCGGAACUUAUGGAGCUACCACCACUGGUAAUGCCUUGAGACUCAACUUUGUCACUAACGGCGCCAAUCGAAACGUCGGAUCUCGCAUGUUCCUCAUGGCCGAUGACUCCAACUACCAAAUGCUCAGCCUCUUGAACAAAGAAUUCACAUUCGAUGUAGAUGUGUCUCAUCUUCCUUGUGGCCUGAAUGGUGCUCUUUACCUUGUCAGCAUGGCCAAGGAUGGUGGUGCCUCUCUGUACCCCAACAACAAGGCUGGUGCUAAAUAUGGUGUCGGAUACUGCGAUGCCCAGUGCCCACGUGAUCUUAAGUUUAUCAACGGAAUGGCAAACGUCGAAGGCUGGGUCCCAGCUUCCAAUAACGCCAACACUGGUUUCGGAACCCACGGUUCGUGCUGUGCCGAGAUGGAUAUUUGGGAAGCCAACUCCAUCUCUACGGCAUACACUCCUCACUCUGCCGACCCUACCGGACAGACCAUGUGCUCUGGAGACGCGUGUGGAGGCACUUACUCUGCCGACAGAUAUGCUGGUGUCACUGAUCCCGACGGAUGUGAUUUCAACUCUUACCGCCAAGGCAACAAGGAGUUCUACGGCCCAGGCAAGACUGUCAACACCAACUCUGUUUUCACUGUCGUCACUCAAUUCCUCACCAACACCGGCACCGAUGCCGGAACCCUGAGCGAGAUCAAGAGAUUCUACGUCCAGAACGGUGUUGUCAUCCCCAACUCUCAAUCUACUAUCGCUGGAAACCCAGGCAACUCUCUCACCGACUCCUUCUGCAAGGCUCAGAAGACUGCUUUCGGAGACCAAGAUAUCUACAACAAACAUGGUGGAUUUGCUUCCAUGUCCAAGGCUCUCAAGGACGGCAUGGUUCUCUCCCUCUCCCUCUGGGACGAUUACGCCGCGAACAUGCUCUGGCUCGACAGCACUUACCCAGUUGAUGGCAACCCAGCCACACCAGGUAUUGGCCGUGGAACGUGCCCAACCACCAGUGGUGUCCCAGCUGAGGUCGAAGCUGCCAGCCCUGACUCCUACGUCAUCUACUCCAACAUCAAGGUCGGAGCUAUCAACUCCACCUUCAACGCGGGAUCUGUCGUCAACCCACCAAGUGGAGGCUCCUCCAGCUCCACUAAAGCCGGCACUUCGUCCACCAAGGCCACUUCAUCUACCACUCUCCGUACCUCGACCAAAACCUCCACUUCUGCUGCCGCUACUUCUUCCGCAGCUUCAGGUGGUGCUCAACGAUGGGGACAAUGCGGUGGCCAGCCUCCUUAUGCCGGUCCAUUCACCUGCCAAUCCCCAUGGGUCUGCACAUACUCCUCCCCAUACUACUCCCAGUGCUUGUAG
Messenger RNA from Cadophora gregata, 1626 nucleotides. RefSeq lists its product as uncharacterized. Bases 1 to 1626 code for a protein of 541 amino acids. Gene Ontology annotation, molecular function: cellulose binding; hydrolase activity, hydrolyzing O-glycosyl compounds. NCBI's taxonomy places the organism in Eukaryota, Fungi, Ascomycota, Leotiomycetes, Helotiales, Ploettnerulaceae. Gene Ontology annotation, cellular component: extracellular region. Gene Ontology annotation, biological process: carbohydrate metabolic process. The transcript has 3 exons. The record is from RefSeq and is a predicted model, not a curated record.